Messenger RNA from Fulvia fulva, 690 nucleotides. RefSeq lists its product as uncharacterized. The transcript is spliced from 4 exons. The coding region runs from base 1 to 690 and encodes 229 amino acids. Gene Ontology annotation, cellular component: membrane. Gene Ontology annotation, biological process: transmembrane transport. The record is from RefSeq and is a predicted model, not a curated record. Lineage: Eukaryota; Fungi; Ascomycota; Dothideomycetes; Mycosphaerellales; Mycosphaerellaceae. Gene Ontology annotation, molecular function: transmembrane transporter activity.
AUGGGACACCCAACCGCAUUGCCAGCCUACAGGCCCGAGGACGAGGUUUCGCUCGAGGGGCUCCAGCACGACCACGAUGCCGUGCUGCACGAGAAGAAGGGCAGCACUUCCAUCGAUGGCGCCGACAUGACUCGCAUGGGCAAGGAACAAGAACUUCGAAGAAAUUUCAAGUUCGUCGGCAUUGUGGGCUUUGUCACCAUUUUGCAGGCCACAUGGGAGAACGUGCUGUUGUCGAACUACUUCGGUCUUCUGAACGGUGGAACGGCGGGCGUUAUAUGUGCAGAAAUGGCUUCAAUGGCACCGACUUCCGGCGGUCAAUACCACUGGGUCAGCGAGUUCGCUCCGCCCUCGUUGCAGAAGCCUCUCAGCUACGUCGUCGGCUGGUGUUGUUGUCUUGGCUGGAUCGCUGGUGUACCUUCAUGCUGUGUGCAGCUGGCCGGCAUGGUCACCACAAUGGUCCUUCUCGUCCACCCCAACGCAGAUGUGAACCAGCUGUGGCAAGCUACGUUGUUGCUUUUCUGCUUCAUCGUGAUGGCAGCGGCGUUCAACAUUUUCUUCGCCCAGCAUCUACCGCUUGCCGAGGGCAUCAUCCUCUUUGCUCACAUCUUCGGCUUCUUCGUCUUCCUGCUCGCGUUCUGGAUACUGGGUGAACACGCUCCAGCAUCGAGGGUUUUCGCCGAGUUCCAGUAA